This is a messenger RNA of Linum trigynum, 2567 nucleotides long. NCBI's taxonomy places the organism in Eukaryota, Viridiplantae, Streptophyta, Magnoliopsida, Malpighiales, Linaceae. The record is from the annotation of a GenBank genome assembly.
GAAAACGGCAUCUAUAAUAUAAUGUAUGCCGAAAACAACAUUGUCCCCCGUCACAGAAAAAAAAGGCAAAAGCAGCACCGGGUUUACGAAUGCGUCAAUUAAUCUUCUACUCUUCAUCAGAUCAACCACUAUAAAAAAGGAAUGGCAUAGACCGAUCAUGAAAAAUACAACCAAUGAUUGAAGAACCGUAACGGUUUUUCAAUCCUUGGAAAAUUCAUUGCAAUGGUUAUCAACAAAGCAUUGCUAGCGGCGGUAACAUUGGCGACCAUAAUGAUCAUUAUGGCACGUCCUUCUGCCCAGGCAUCGGUUUACAUUACCAAUCACUUAUCCAAGAGAAUACUGAUUGUGCAUUGUCGAUCUAAAGACGACGACCUCGGAGCCCAUGCGGUUGCCGUUGGGGCAACCAUCCACUGGAGCUUCGGGCCGAAUAUGUUUGGCAGGACACUUUUCUGGUGCAAACUCGCGGUCGAAGACAAGCGUAUUCAUUUCGUGGCGUACGAAAAACGCAUCAGAACUUACGGGAACUGGUUUGUUUGUGACGACGGAGUUUAUGGGACACCCAAUCACCGUCCGGCCUUUCUCAAGGCUGCAUGGAAGCAGCGACCGUAACGCAAACGUCUUGUAAUGGGAUGACAUAAUAUGCAUUUGUUAACUUUUAUUAUGUUGUAACGUUCUGAGUUUUCGGUAGCAAAAAUUUCAUGAUAUAAUAUCGAAAUGAUAAAUGUGGUUUUCAAAUUUCAAUUGCACUUUUCUAAAUAACCUCUAUCUAGAGCCACAUGCCCAAAUGGCCUAAUGCUUGUGAUAUCUAUUGGCAUGUUCACGCAACUUUAUAUAUUGUUCGAUCCAUGUGUUCCUAAGAUGACAGGUCAAAUGUAUGUGUCAUAUGACGCUACAACUUCAGUGACAAUGUUUAAUUUCUUCUUGUAUCGAGUAUAUAUAUUGGCAUGUUCACGCAGUCAUAUUAUUUUUUCUUGUCUCAAUGAAUGUAGUUGAUUGAACCAAUCCUACCCGAAAAGCCAUGUUGAGCACUACCAUCGAAAAGGCGACAUAGAUCGAUCUUCAGCAAUUGGUGCCCGUAAGUAUUAAUUAAGAACCAUAAAUAUUGGUGACGGUGCAAGCAUAAUUUUUUGAGGAACUCCAGUGUGGUACUCUCAUCGAUUUCGAAAGAUCUCAUCUGAGGAAUCCGCUGAGCAUCCACAUUACUAAUAUUGAGCUGUUUUGAGAAUCUAUUUAGUUGGAGGGCGAGAGACCAACAAUUUACAGGGUUCAGGCAUAGCUAUACUUAUGAUGUCAUCAUAGGUUUUGUUUGUCAAUAUUAUUUACCUAAAGUCUUCAUGCAAAACCUCUAGACAUGAGAUAGCACAAACGUACGCUUAGAAUGUUAGUUACGUUAAUGGUAUUAUGAGUUAUAAUUGAACUUAUUUUAACAAUCCGAGUUAUUCGUCCAAAUUGAUUCUUUACAUGAUCUCAGAACCCUCACGCAUUGGGGUGCAAUUCAAGGUGACUUAACAAGGUCACCCAUCCUUGUUGUACUCCACACUGAGCACGUAUAACUUCUGAGUUCUCACAAGAACUCUUCCAUUUCACCCCAAAACGUGUCGUGUCAGUUAAGGUCGGGUUCUUGUUUAUUAACCAUAGAUCUCUCUCAUGCUUUGUCAAUUUGAUAUACUCUUUCCACCUUGUAACUAAAGGAUCGGAACUAAGAUGAGACAAUAUUUUAAGAUGAACCAAGAUGAGACAAUACUCUUUCCCGCUUUGGAAUGAUUUUGGCAUCGCCGGCAAAAAAAUUGAAAGGGUAACAAAGAGUUUCCUGCACCGGUAACUCUUGGAAAACGGCAUCAUCAGCGUAUGUCGAAAACGAUAACAUUUCCCGUCACAGAAUAACAAGCAAAAGCAGCACCGGCAUUUCCAAUACAUCAAUUAAUCUUCUACUCUUCAACACAUCAAGCACUAUAAAGAGGGAAUCGGGCAUUGAUCGAUCACACGAUAAUACCGUCGCCGGUAGCAUUGCUAUGGUUAUCAACAAGGCAUUGCUACCGGCGGUAGCAUUGGCGACCAUAAUGAUCAUCAUUAUGGCACGUCCUUCGGUCCAGGUAACGGUUAACAUUACCAAUCAAGUAACCAAAAAAAUACUGAUCGUGCAUUGUCGAUCCAAAGACGACGACCUCAGAGCCCAUGCGGUAGCCGUUGGGGCAAGCAUCCACUGGAGAUUCGUGCCGAAUCUCUCCGGCAACACACGUUUCCGGUGCAAACUCGCGGUUCAAGACAGGCGUAUCUCUUUCGUGGCGUACAAGGAAAGCAUCGUAACCUUCAGAGACUGGGUUGUUCGUGACGAUGGAGUUUAUGUGAAGCUCUUUGAUAGUCCGGCGUUUCUGAAGGCUGCAUGGACGCGACCCAGAAUAUAAGCGCAUGGAUUUGUCGUCUCAGCGGAGUGCCUUUACCAGGUGGCAUUGUAUCGAGAGGUCUUGUAAUGGAACGAUAUAAGAUGGAUGCAUUUUUUACUUUUAUUUUGUAACAAUUUGAAUUAUCGGGGACAAAUAAAUUCAUAAUAUAGUAUCAAAGUCUUA